Molecule: messenger RNA, 5739 nt
Organism: Myxocyprinus asiaticus (Chinese sucker)
Lineage: Eukaryota; Metazoa; Chordata; Actinopteri; Cypriniformes; Catostomidae
Exons: 13
Coding region: 3610-4866 (418 amino acids)
Molecular function (GO): sequence-specific DNA binding
Source: RefSeq, a predicted model, not a curated record
AGAUGCAUUCUCAAUUCCUGCUUGUUAUAUGUGUUGUGAAUCACACUUUCAGUAAGCAAGGGUAUAUACAAAUAUACAGUUAUAUAAUACGUUUGUAAAAUAUUUUACAGCAGAAGAUGAAUGAAAGCAAAUUGAAAGUAUCGCUAAUGGCAAAUUUUAACAACAUACAUCAACUUUGACGUCAAAAAGUAAACCAGUGUUAAACAGAUAGCUAGUUGCAUUGUUGAGGGGCUGGGACCUAAAUCCUUUCCCACACAUGUAACAUCUGAAAUAAAAGCCCCUAUAAAUAUAAUUCAGUUUGAGGAAAUAGAAAGGUGAACAAAAUAGCUAAACGCAGAGCACCCAGCAGAGUAAGGAAAGAGGACUUGACAGCAAUUCUUGAAAUGUCCAGUAGGUGGCACAGGUAGGACUGUCAAUCUUUUAUCUGCCCAGUAAGGGUUCAGAGAAAAAUCGGCAGCUGGAGGUCCACAUAGACAUAUGUCUAUGGAGGUCCCUGCCAAAAUAACCAGAAGCCAAUCACUCGCAUGUUUGAGGGGAAGAAGUUUCUUCCUCCUCCAUAAUAAAAGCACUAAUGUUAUAUUUGCUGAAUAGCGGAAGCAAACGGUAAACUGAGCGUGUUUUAAAAUAAAACCAAGCUUUUGGAUGUCGUCUUUUGGUUUACUUCACUUCCUUUUAUGAAAUCAUUGGGGAUUGUCAUAUGACUGGCAUAACAGCUUUAACCUCUUAAACUCUGGUGCAUUUUUGGGAUGCCGCCUGCAAUUUUUCACACUCAAAUAUAAAAGCUCACCAUUCACACAUACUGUGGACUAAUUGCAAAAAAAAUUGGUCUAAUUUUUAAGAGAACCGCCAAAUAAAAAAAAGACUCCAAUUAUUCAUAAAUGUUAUUGUAUGCGUUUAUAAUCUUAUGAUGAUAAGAAUAUUUUUUGGAAGAAUUUUUUUUAAUUUUUUUUAUUUUAAUUUUUUUUUUGUCCUAAAUUUGUAACAACAAAUGUAAUUCUGGUCCUGUUCAUUCAAUCUCACUUUGAAAAAUCUUAUUUUAUUCCAUUUGGUGGCAGAAAGCAUUAGAAUUUUUUUUCUCUCUAUCAUAUUCCAUGUACAGAUCUGAAAUGUAGGUUGCGCUCUAACGCGUGUUAGCCCUGAAAUAUGUGCUCGUCCAUAGACAUUCAGUCUAAUUUUCAGUUCAAGCACCACCCUUGUUGUUUCAUUGAAUAUCUUAGCCUAUGAGUGGACUAAAAGCUCAUUCUAGAAGUCAUUUGAAAGCUGAGAUCCUCCCCUUUGCGAUGAUAUAAAAUGUUUUAUCAUCAGUAGUCAAAAACAUAUUUUCUGAUGAUUUGUUCUGGACAACUAAGAUAUAACAUUAGAUUAUUCAGCCAAGCAAGCUCACAGACAUGUAAACAAUGGCAAUUUUUUUUUUUUUAGAGAACUUCCUAAGGUAAAAGCAGAUAUAAAGUUUUUAGGUAUUUGAAGCUUACUGCAGCAGUUAUCGGAGCCUAAAUGAGACGUUUAUAUUUGAUGACUUACAGAAAUCAUAUUUGACUUUGUGAUUCUUUUGAAAAUCUUUCGAACUGUGGUAUUAGGGCAACACAGUUUACUGUAAAGUCUCAUUCCUGAGAGUGAGAGUUUUCAUUUGAUAUAAAGUUCAGAUUCUAAGCUUUCCAAUGAUACCUCAUAUGCCUGACCUAUGUAUACAGAGACAUUAACAUUUUAAGCGUAAACUUUUUUCGCAAUAUAGCACCCUCCAUAGAGUUUAAGGGGUUAAUUGAGGGCUAUAGUUUAACGCCACCGAUUCAAAAUGCAGUUAUGGAAUGUGUUGACAACAUUUCUAAAUGUAUUUUGAAUGAUUUUUUUUUUCUUUGUUUUUUAGCCCAUCACCUUGUUGACAGUUCUUAGCUACCCGCUAUUAAACUUAUAAAUUCAUUGUUUCAUUGCAUAUGUGUCAUUAAUUAAGCAGAUCUUGGUUGAGUUAAAUGUCAUCAUGCAUGCCAUUAACAGCUUAGUUUUGGUGAAUAAUGUGAUUACCCAAAUUUGUUUUUAAGUUGCUGUAGUGUACUGUUUCAAUCUUAAUUGUGGUGUAAUUUAAGGUUAGAUGAAACUACAGAAACACAGUGAAGAUGCUUUCUGGAUGCAUAGUUAAUGAUGUUGUCAAAUAAUAUAUGCGGAUGCCACUCAUUUGUGUAGUUUUCAAUACAACUAAAAUGCACAAAUAUGUUCUUCUGUUUUCAAUUUCUGGUCUCCAGUGUUUUCACUCGUAUAGGAUUAUAUUCUUAGCGGGUAAUGUAAUGUUUAAGGUAUUACAUUUGUAAAAAUUGUCAAUUUUUGUAUUUUUUUUUUUAUAUAGACAGUGCCUCACCUGAGUGUGUAGAUGACAUUAAGCGAUGGUCAGAGAUAAGUAACGUUGAUAUAAUUAAUUAUUGUUAUGAGUUGUUAUGACAGCCAACAAUGGCACAAGUUGAAACUGGAAUUCAUUUUUACACCAUGUAACAUUUAAAUGGUUGUUGUUCUUCUCUGAAUCACUCGUUUUGGCAGUUUUUACUUGCCGCCUCAAGAACAGAAAUACAAAACAGGCAACUAGAAUCAUCAUGGCGACGCCCAGUGGUUGAUCAGGAAAACUGUGGAUACUAGAAUAAAAAUUAACAUUAAACACACCAAUAAUUUACCAGACCUCCCUACAAAGCCAAAUGAUAGACUAAUACUUAAGUAUUUACACUGGAUUAUAAAACAGUCUUCAUUUUUCCUGAAUCUGAGCAUAGUUGAGCCAACACCGUCUUUUGACAACACAGAUAUAGACCCGUUGUUUUGUUAUUUUGGUUAUAACUUAAAAUUGACAAAAUAGUACUGCUUUUGCCUUUUGGAGGCAGUAAAAUUAAGCAUAAGUAUACAGUGAACUAAACCUAAAUCAAAAACAGUUAUCAAAAACAAUUUAAUGACAUUUGUCUUUCAUCACCAUUGCAUGUCUUUCUCGUGCCAUAACAUAUUAAUAUAGGGCAUAAAUGCUUCUAUGUCGUUUAUAGCAUACAAAAUAGGAAUAGCCUACUAUACCUGUUUUCUAAAUGACUGAUGACAGCAUUAUGUUGUCCAUAGACAUUUAUUGAACCUUAUAAUAUUUUACUGCUAAAUGCGAACAUUUCAAUUUCAGUUUCAUAUUGUGUAGCGCAGUUGUAAUUUCAAAUUAUGCCAUUCAGAAUACAAGACUUGUAAUAAUAAUGACAAUGCACAACAAUAUUAAGUCAAAUCUUUAUACAUACGAUAGGAUAAAUUAUUAUUAUUUCUUUUUUUUAUUAUUAUUAAACGAACUUGACCGCUAACACACAAUCGUCUGUUUACCUUUGUCAUUUGUUUCUCUUUGAGUUUAGUUAUUGGCUGCUAUCUCUGUUUGGAUGCUAAUGAUUGGCAGCUGCCAGCAGCAGGUUCCUCCUACUCUUCCGACAGACAUUGGAAGGCACUUCCUGCUGUCAGCUGCCGUUUUUUUCGCUGAACCCCCUCUCCAUGAAAUUCCGUGUGAAGAACGAGCUUCUGGGAAAACAAAAUAUGCUCUCUGAUAUCUAUUGGUUUCUAAUUUGAUGUGUAAAUUUGCUGAAAAAAGUUUAAUAAUUGCUGUGUGUUUAAACAAUGCGUGCUUGUUCCACUUAUAAGUGCAAGAAACGCUCAGAUAGAGAGUAUAAAGAGGCAUACAACAGGGGUGAGUUUUCUUUUCACAAAUUUCCAUUAGCUGAUGGCUUGAGAGUGAGAGAGUGGCUCCGUCGGAUGAGAUGGCAGAACUGGUGGCCAACUGGAAACUCGGUCCUGUGCUCAGAUCAUUUUGAGAAGGACUGCUUUGAACAAAUGGGAAGUCACAAGCGGUUGCGGAAGAACGCCGUCCCAACUAUCUUUAAUUUUCCUAAACAUCUCCAGUCAAAGGGACCUGCUGUCAAGAGACGAUCUUUGAAUCGUAAGCCAAUAGAAGUCCCUAUCAAACCAAAGCCAACACCAGUGCCAAAGCCAGCUUUACCACGUCUUGAAGGGAACUUUGUUCGUGUGACUCUGGAUUCUGAUGGUUCCAGCCGUGGCCCCUUUCAUGCUGGCAGCUUUCAUGAUGAUUACUGCAAACCGCAGAGCAUUCACUGGAUGAAGCUGGCGGAGGGCGAUGAUGAGGAUGAUGACACCAGUGUAGACCUUAAUAGUCUUUCAGAUCCUGGAAAUGAUGUCACCAGUGAUGAUGCACCCGUUGAAAAUUCCAGUGCUCAGUUUAUCAGGGUGACUAAGAGAUGGCAGUGGCUGAGUAUAGAUGUUACAGGGCCAUUUCAAGAAAGCAAAGGCCCCUAUAGCCACGUAGUGGUCAUCUGUGACUAUUACACCAAAUGGAUUGAAAUCUUUCCAUCAGAAAAGCCUAAUUCUGAUUCCAUUGCCCUGCUCAUGUGUGAUGCCAUUUCCCGGUAUGGUUUUCCUUUAGGAUUUCUCACACCGUGGGGUGCCAGAGGGAUUCAGGUCAGAACAGUUAACAGAGCGCUCAGUAAUAUUCUGAAGAUUAAAGACAUUUCCCUGGUCUCUCGGCAUCACCAGGCUUCACAGAUUGAGCCUCACACACAAUACCACAUUUUCAACAUGGUGGAAAAUCUAGUCAAGAAGUAUCCAGAAAGUUGGCAUUCUCAUUUACCUGUAAGUGUGCUGCGCUUCAACUGCAGUGUGCACCAAGAGACCAAACACAGACCUCUGUCCCUCCAUCACUGUGAGGGAAUAAAACCUUCUUCAACACCCAGAGAUCAGCCGCUCAGUGAAGAUGACCUCGCAAAGUACACUUUCAAAAUCGAGAAACCAAACCCUUUAAAAGGAAUUCAGGCACUAAAAAGAUUAUUCCGAGAAUCGGCGGACUGCAUUGUUGUAUCGUAAAGCUGAAAAACUGUGUGCCGGAGGACUGUAACUGGUGCUUUCUUUAAACUAAAGGGACAAAUGAGGAACAAGCUCAGUACAGAACACAAACUCAAAAUGAUGGACAACAGUGACCAGUUAAAGUCCAUAGAGACCUAAACUGAGGUGUUAUAUGUGAUUUUCAUAUUGAAAUGUUAUGGAGCAUGGUGAUAUAAAAUUUGCCUAUUAAUGGCUUACUUGGAUACCAUUAAAGGUAUUGAAGUGUAAUGUCAAAUAUAAAUGUAAAAUAAACCCAACUGCUGGAAGGGAGGAGGAAAAGACAUGGUUUCCUGAACAUCUGUAGUGUUUGUACACUGAUUCAGACAGGUUAAAGGGAUAGUUCACCCAAAAUAAAAAUUAUUUCAUCACUUACUCACCCUUAUGUUGUUCCAAACAUGCAUGACUUCUUUCUUACAUGGAAAAUAAAAGGAGAUCAGCUUCAGUCACUGUUCACUUUCAUUGCACCUUUUUUUUUUUUUUUUUUUUUUCCCUCUCCAUACAGUGAAAAUGAAUGGUAACCGAACAUCCUAACGUUCUGCCUGACAUCUUCCUUUGUGUCCCACGGAAGAAGAAAAAAGUCAUACAGGUUUGGAACAACAUAAAUGGCAGAAUUUUCAUUUUCAAGGCAGCUGAAUAUGAUUCCAAAAGAAUUGAAUUUUUUUUUUAAUGGGAAUAACUUACAACAAUGUUGUCAAAAUGAACUGAUGAUCCUGUUUCUGAUGAUGAUCUCUCAAAUUCUCCUGUAGUUGCAAGCAAUCCUGAAGGAUAUUGUGGGGGUCUGGAAUGGUCUGUGUGUGAUUACAUAUAGCAAAGAUCCCAGUCAAGUUUUUCAAAUAAAUCUUAACAUUAAGCUUU